Psilocybe cubensis is the source of this 978-nucleotide messenger RNA. RefSeq lists its product as uncharacterized. Gene Ontology annotation, cellular component: cytoplasm. Lineage: Eukaryota; Fungi; Basidiomycota; Agaricomycetes; Agaricales; Agrocybaceae. The record is from RefSeq and is a predicted model, not a curated record. The transcript is spliced from 5 exons. Bases 1 to 978 code for a protein of 325 amino acids.
AUGCCCUCCAUCCCCAUCACCGUCUUCACUGGCUUUCUCGGCGCUGGAAAGACCUCUGUCAUCCUCUCUCUCCUUCCAAAGCUCCCCAAGGACUACAAAGUCGUUCUGCUCAAGAAUGAGUUUGGAGAUGUGGAGGUAGAUAGCAAGCUCGCCAACCAGUCUUCCCUCACAGCCGUCAGCGAGAUCCUCAAUGGAUGCAUGUGUUGUGUCCUGGUAGGCCAGAUGCAAAAUGCUCUUUUGGAAAUUCGUGAUAAUUAUCGACCGGAUCGAAUUAUCAUAGAAUGCUCCGGCUCGGCGUUUCCAGCCACCUUGGCCUUCCAGAUCCGUCAGUUAGAACGCGACACGGGGGGCGACUUCAAUCUUGAUGCUAUCGUCACCGUCAUCGACGCUGAGAAUUUCGUCGGAUACGAAGACACCUCGCCCACUGCAAGGAUGCAGGCCAGCUACUCGGACAUUAUACUCAUCAAUAAAUGGGAACACGUUUCAGAACGUUCGCUCGAUAUCGUGAUGGACCAUCUGCAUACCCUGAACGAUACCACCCCAAAAAUCAAAUGUCAAACAAGGAACGGGGUCGACCCGGGCCUGAUUUUUGGCCUCCAAUCAAAGCACUUCUUGUCCGACCCCAAGUCCGCUCCAGUCGACCACGAUGAAGUCGAGACCUUGACUCUGGGACGGGCAGGAAUUGUCCAUCAUAACCACAGCCAUGCUUCUUCUGAGGAGACUGAUACUACUACAAUGGAAAAAACAAAGCUGAUACAAGCACUCGAACUAGUCCCGAAAGACACGGUUUGGAGAGUCAAAGGUUUUGUGAGACUUGACGAUGGAAAAGUGUAUAUACUGAACUGGGCAUUUGGUCGAUUUGAACUCACCGAGUACACUGGGGAUGAUAUUCGAGAUUCAGUGCGAUUCACAGUAAUGGGUUCGCGGGGAGAGGUGGGCCGGGCAGUAACCAAGUUCGUGGCCGCGUUGAAAGCUUAG